Plasmodium vinckei vinckei is the source of this 2046-nucleotide messenger RNA. Its product is annotated as CIR protein PIR protein. The coding region runs from base 1 to 2046 and encodes 681 amino acids. The transcript has 3 exons. NCBI's taxonomy places the organism in Eukaryota, Apicomplexa, Aconoidasida, Haemosporida, Plasmodiidae. The record is from RefSeq and is a predicted model, not a curated record.
AUGAUGCCAAUCUACAAUUUAAAAACGAACUUACAAUCCUAUGGACAAACACUAAAAAUGUGUAAGAUACUUCUCAAAGGUGAUAGUUAUUUUAAAGGUAAAGAUGUCGAUACGACGAAAAUUAACAAAGAAAUACCCAUCAAAAGUUAUUGCUAUAAUGAUGAUUGUAAAACAAAUGGAGAACGUAUUAAUGCUUUGACCGUAUAUAUAUAUAUGGAAUUCAAAAAAUCAAUAAGACAAACUGAUUAUAAUACGUAUGAUGAAUGCUUAUUGAUGUGGAUAAGUAAUAUAUUAUUUAGGAUACACGACAAAAGCAACCCCAAAAAGGUUAAAACACGUUAUAUUGAUACUAUUACUUUAAAUAGUGCUUAUGAGAAAUAUUUAAAGGAUCAUAAAGUAAAAUUGAAGUAUUGGGAAUUUUUUGAUAGUAUAAAGGAUUUGAAAGAAGCUAAUCUUAGGUAUAUGGCCGAAUUUUAUAAAUUACUUAAUAGAAUAUGUAAAACAAUUGGAGAUUAUAAAAAUAACGGUGCUGGAAGUAAUAAUCUUUCUAAAUAUUCUAAAAAUUGCCUUACUCAAUAUAGAAGCCUUUAUUUAAGCAUUUCUGAAUGCGACUCAUAUCUUCGUUUAUUGAAUAAAUUAAAAGGUAUAUAUGAUGAUUUUAGAGUUUCUGCUAUUAAGGAAAAUAGUUCAAACAAUAAUUUAGAAACUAAUUUAAAAAAACUUACAAAACCAAAUGAAGAAGAGAUGAACGCGGUGAGAAGUUUUAAACAAUAUAAAAUCCCUAAAAAAAAAUGUUAUUCCCAAAAAAAAAAAACGGACCCACCAAGACCCCAAGCAUCAAGCCAAGCAGCGGGCUCUGAAAAUAAAGGGAAUGUGGAGGGCACUACACAAAGCGUGCAAAAAAAUGGACCCAAUACAUCAAAAGGUAUAGAUUCUGGAACAGGAAACACUAAAGAUAAUGCAAAUAUUGAAGAAAGUGGAAAAAAAGGUUCAAAUAGUGUCACAACAAAACAAAUUGCAGAUUCUAAAUCAGGAAUCCCAAGUGACGGAACAGGAAAUGAAAAUUCCAACAAAGGAGGUGCAGCUCUUGGAACAGGAGGGCCAGGCAAUGAAACAGAUGGUGGACAAAGUAGUGUACAAAAUGGUCAAGAAAGUUCAGGUGGUGGAACAAAAGAUACAAAGAGUGUACAAGGUGAUGUACCAGAUGGUCAAAUAUCUAAUGGUACCCAAGGAGGUGAAAAUACAAGUCAAGAAGGUACAAGUGAUGGAUCAGGUAGUGACACAGGUAAUCAAGGAGGAGAUACAGGUGAUGAUAAAGGAAGUACAGAUAAUAAUCCAUUAAAUGGAGGUGGUGAACAAGGUGGGCAAGAUGAUCAAAAAAGUCAAGAUGGAUCAAGAGAUUCAGAAUCUGGACCAGGUAGUGAACAAAAUCCCACACCUAAUGGCUCACCAACGCCUCAAAAACAUACAUCUCAAACUCCAUCAGGAACGCCACACAUUUCAUCACCGUCGCCAGAUCCUAAGGAACAAACUACCCCAUUUCAAUCGUCUCAGGGCACGUCUGGAAACCAAAAUUCUGAUCGAACCAAUCAAGAAGGACCUAAAAAACCAGUGACAAGUCCAGUGGUUAAGAAAGAAAAUAUAGGAACCGAAUUAAAAGGAAAUGUAAUAACAGAAAUAGGUGGUGAAUAUGUAUUAAAAAAAUACAAAAAAAUUGGAUUGUCAAUUAUAGUUAUUCUAAUACCAAUUACUUUAACUAUUCUGCACAAGUAUUUGUCAUCUGGAUGGAGAAAAGAAUUAAAGAAAAAAACAAACAUGAAAAAGGUUAUAAAUUCAAUUGGAGGAAAAAAACAAAUACAAAUAAUUAUAAAAUCAUCUAAUCAAAAAAAGAAUACUAAAAAAUCUAUAAAUUCCGUUUAUGGGGAAAAAUCUCCAUCAUUAAAUAUAUACAAGAUUAUGCAGGCUGAUCCUGUACCAUUUAUUAAUUUAUUUUUUUUGCUGAUUUUUUUUGUUUAUAAAAGAAAGCGCGAUUUCAUAGAAUUAUAA